Erpetoichthys calabaricus (reedfish) is the source of this 3308-nucleotide messenger RNA. It is a transcript of the gene arhgap19, whose product is annotated as Rho GTPase activating protein 19. The coding region runs from base 31 to 1458 and encodes 475 amino acids. The record is from RefSeq and is a predicted model, not a curated record. Gene Ontology annotation, molecular function: GTPase activator activity. Gene Ontology annotation, biological process: signal transduction; regulation of small GTPase mediated signal transduction. Gene Ontology annotation, cellular component: cytoplasm. NCBI's taxonomy places the organism in Eukaryota, Metazoa, Chordata, Cladistia, Polypteriformes, Polypteridae. The transcript is spliced from 11 exons.
GGCGGGGUUGGUGGAGUUUUCAAACAGAAGAUGGCUGCAGAUCAGGAUACAGAGGAAAGCGAUGCAGUUUCAAAUUUUACCAUCAAACAAGAGACCUCAUUAAAAAGUCAGCCCAUCAUUUUCAACCCUGACUUCUUUGUGGAAAAACUGCGCCACGAGAAACCGAGUGUUUUCACGGAACUAGUACUGAGCAACGUCACACGGCUAAUUGAUCUGCCUGGCACAGAGUUUGCUCAACUAACUGGGGAAAUAGUUACCAAACUGCCUAGUGGAAGUUCUUCUGCAUCAGGCUUUUUCCGUUCCUUGAACUUCUUGAAGCGUAAAGAAAAGGGUGUUGUCUUUGGUGCCCCACUGACUGAAGAAGGCAUCGCACAGAUUUAUCAGUUAAUCGAGUACCUGCAAAAAAAUCUACAUAUUGAAGGUUUGUUUAGAGUCCCUGGAAAGAAUCUGCGACAGCAAACCUUAAAGGAAUUUCUGAACAGUGGUGUUGAUAUAGAUCUUGACUCUGGUGAAUACCAUGCUAAUGAUGUAGCCACAUUACUUAAAACCUUCCUUGGAGAGCUUCCUGAUACUCUUCUAACACACAGGCAUUACCAUGCACAUCUGAAAAUUGCAGAUUUGGCACUUUUUGAUGAGAAGGGGAAUAAAACCACAAUUCCCGACAAGGAGCGUCAGAUUGAGGCACUACAACUGCUGUUUAUGAUUCUCCCGCCUGCCAAUAGAACACUUCUUAAACUCCUGUUGGAUCUGCUGCACCAGACUGCAAGGCAGCAGGAGAAGAAUAAGAUGUCUGCCUACAAUCUGGCCCUAAUGUUUGCUCCUCACAUCAUUUGGCCAAAAAAUCUUACUGCAAAUGACCUUCAAGAGAAUAUUGGGAAGCUAAACACCACUGUGGCUUUUAUGAUCAAACAUUCUCAGAAAUUAUUCCGGGCACCAGCUUACAUACGUGAGCAUGCUAGACUUCACUUUGCAACCACCAAAGGUGUUCAGUCUAAGGAUGACCUUGACCUUCUUCCUCAAAGCUCCAUUGGUGGUCUGCCUGCUAAAAGAAAUUUUAUUGAUUCAUCUGUUUGCCCACAACCAGAGGGUACGCAACAACAUACUGAAGUGGCUUUGAGAGAACUCUUUACCCAUGUAAACAACAUGCCAGAGUCUGCUAAGAAGAAAAAGAUAAUUCGACAGUUCAAUAAACAGACCAGCUGUAACACUCCAGUGUUUGAUGUACAGACUCCACCAAGGAAGAAACAUGCACGAUCUCGUUCAUUUGGAGGGCUUAUUAAGAGAAAGGUUUUGGGAAAUCAGCUUCUCAUAGAAAAGAAGAGCAAAAGCAUUUCGCCAGGAAUAACGCCUUCUAACACUGGAAAUGUAGGUCAAAAAGGAAAAGAAAAUGCUCUCUUGGCAUCAGAAUCGUGCAUUCAUACAAAGGUUUCUUUCACUGCUCAGGAGUCAACAGUUUGAUUUUCACAUUACUUGAGUUUAUAAAUGUGCUUAUUUUUAUGUUUGUUUGUUUUGUUGAUUGUGAAAGACAAUGCCAUUGAGCCAGUGUAAUGUUGUGUGUGUGUGUAUAUAUGUACGUGUGCAUUUUUUAAGUCUACUGUACUUUCAGCGAGUCCCUUAAUGUGAUAGUGAACUGUUGUGUGAUGUGUUGUCAUUAAGAGUAUUCCAGUUUGACACAUAAUGUGGCCAGUUAUUUGUAGCCUUGUUGUGAUGCACUGGAAUGUUAAAAGGGAGUUUUAUAACACAACAAUCAUUUCAUUCACUGUAAAUAAAAAUUGUUAUAUUGUUAUAUUUCUGUAAUUUUCCUAAAAUUUUGAAAACUGGAUUGGAGAGAGGUGGGUUUUAUUUAAUGUUUUCUUUUUAAUAAAUAUUUUAGUGGUUUAAACUGUGGACAAGCGAAGUACUUGAUAGAGGAUCCAUUUAGUAUACAAGGGAAGUCUUAAUUAACCAAAUUUAAAAUGGUUUUGAUAUUAAAGUUUUUGCAAUUUUUUAGUAUUUAUUUUAAAUAAAAAAUAUAUUUGGUCCAUGAAACAAAAGAUGCGAAAGUUUUUAAUGGUUGUGUAAGUUUGUAAGAAAGAUAAAAGAUGUAAAGUAAUACAGAGUGAUUUACAAGUUUGAAUGUGCAAAAGAGGCAUUGGCUUUAGUUUUUGCAAGUACUGGUCUAUCCUGGCUUUGGUGCCUUAACUGAAAAAACAUUUCUGGAAAAAUCCAGGAUUUUCUACAUUUGAGGUUUCAUCAGCUAUUUAAAUAUAUUGGGAAUAUUUAAGGAUCAUUCCAAUAUGCCUUAGGUGGAUCAGUUUCUUUACUGUACAAAUGUAUGUGAAUUGGGAGCAAGUAACAUGAAAAGUUGAAAUGUGAAGUUUCUGGAGAAAACGAAAGGAAUUAAUUGUGAGCUGUCGCUGUUUUUGAUGGAUUUUUAUUUGUCUAAGCAAAGGGAUAACUUCCAAUUGAUUUUUGUAGUACAGUGGGCAGGCAGAUUUUCCUGUCACUCUAGUUAUUCAAGCAUUCUGUAUGUAAUUUAUUACCUGUCUUAAGAUCCCAUUCACACUUGUGUUGAUACCCCUUCUCACGUUAGAAUAUUUGGAAAUUUUAAGGUGCUCACCAAACCAGGUUUAGUGUUUCUUUUUAACCUUGAGCAACUACCAAAGUGAAAAUUAAAGACAUGGAACCACCCGCAAAAUCAACAUAUAAAGAGCCAGGUACCGAUGUAUCAAAUUUUAGUUCACAUUCAUAUGAUGUUCAUAGAACAUCAUUUACUACUGUUAUGUAUACACUCAAAAAUCAGCAGUCAAGGCUUUGUUCACACACUCCACUCACACAGAAAACUCUUAGUACCUAAAUAAAUUCCAACCAUGGGGGCACUCUCUCCAGGGUUUCACACUUCACCAAUUCAACUGAAGCUCACCCAUGGCUUCAGGACACGCUGCCUGUCUCUGGUUCAUGUUUUUUCUUUUCCACUUUGUUUUUCUUUCGUCGUAGUGUGUUUUCUGUACGUGGCCAACUCAGAUUCUGGAGAGCCACCGUGGCUGCAUGCUUUCAUUCUGUCCACUUUCAUAAUUAGUGACUAGGUUUUGCUACUAAUUAACUUCAUUUAAUUUAUUUGCUUUUUAAGAGUCAGACCUUUUGAAUCAGGACUGAGCAGUGUUGGUCCUGGAGGGCCGCAGUGGCUUCACAUUUUUGUUCAAACCCAGUUGAAUCAUGAGAAGUAAUUCAUUGCUGAUGAAACACUUAUCUCAAGCGACAUUUUUCUGCUUCAUUUUAGUUGUCUCAUUUGUUAAAAUUUUGAACACUUAAUUAUAAAGUAUCUAUCU